AUGACCGAAGAAAAGAGGUCGCCUAGGCGAAGACACAUCCUCUCGUCUAUCAACCCCGAAAGCGACGAUCCUACGCCUCAUCGCAUGCGACCAAGGUGGCACUCGCGCUCGCCAACCUCAACACACACGGAGCGAGACAGCGACAGGCGGAAAGAGGAUGGCGACGAUGGCGACACAAACGAUCCUGAAGACACAACAAAACCUCGGCGAUCGAAACUCAAGUUGAAAGACCACAAGUCUUCCCGUCGGCGCAAACGCUCGCGCUCGCCACGGGACGAGUCGUCUGGUGGCUCACAUCGCAGCCGUCAUCACCGCUCUCAUCGGCAUCGCCCGCGACUUCAUCGGACGCCCAGUCCCAAUCCCUACGAGCCUCCUCCGCUGUCACCAAAUGCCGCCUUUCGCGAAUCACUCUUCGAUGCGUUGGCCGACGAGGAAGGAGCGGACUACUGGGAGGCUGUUUACGGCCAGCCCGUUCACGUAUACCCACCCGAGGAGAAGGAGAAUCCGCAAGGCGAGCUGGAGCGCAUGUCGGAGGAGGAGUACGCGACCUAUGUGCGUCAGCGCAUGUGGGAGAAGACGCACGCCGGACUACUAGAGGAGCGCGAGAAACGCAAAGAGGCGCAGAAGAGGAAGGAAGAAGAGAAAGCUAGGCACAAAAAGUGGGAGAAGGAUGUCGAAGAGAGUCUCAAACGAGGCGAGGAGAGGCGUGAGAGGAGACGUUGGCACGACAAGUGGGAAGCCUAUGAGGAGGCAUGGAACAAUUGGGACGGCACGCCGUCGACCCUCGCCUGGCCGACGGAAUCUGGGAACGGGACAGAUGUGGAAGAGAAAGCCGUCCGGGCCUUCUUCAUCCAUGGCCUCAAGCUGAAAGAAGUGGGGGAAACGGCUUUUGCAGCGCGGUUGAGGGAGGAGCGCGUCCGUUGGCAUCCGGACAAGAUUCAGCAGCGGACGGGUGGGCAAGCCGAUGAGACGACGAUGCGCAAUGUCACAGCCACAUUCCAGAUUAUAGACCGGUUGUGGGGAGAGACGAGAGCAAAGCAAUGA
Molecule: messenger RNA, 1044 nt
Organism: Emericellopsis cladophorae
Lineage: Eukaryota; Fungi; Ascomycota; Sordariomycetes; Hypocreales; Bionectriaceae
Exons: 1
Coding region: 1-1044 (347 amino acids)
Biological process (GO): canonical NF-kappaB signal transduction
Source: RefSeq, a predicted model, not a curated record